AUGCAAACGACAUAUUCAACUGGCGACAGGCCAGUCGGUUUAGCUAUCGGUGAUUUCAAUAACGACACCCGACUAGAUAUUGUUGUAAGUAAUUCUGGAAAUAAUACCAUAGGUGUACUUCUUGGAUAUGGUAACGGCUCUUUUGCAAGUCAAAAGACAUAUUCAACCGGUGCUUAUCCAUUCACUUUAGCUGUUAAUGAUUUUAACAACGAUACUCGGCCAGAUAUCGUCGUCACUAAUUAUCAUGAUGACAGUGUUAGUAUUCUGCUCCGUUAUGAUAGAGGAGCUUUGAAAAACGGAAUUACAUUUACGCCCAGUACUGGUGCCCAUUUGAGAAGCGUUGCCGUUUCUGAUUUCAAUAACGAUAGUCUAUUGGAUAUCGUCGUUGCUAAUUAUGGUAGUAAUAACCUAGGUGUUAUUCUUGGAUAUGGAAAUGGUACCUUUGGAAACGAAAUGAUAUUCUCCACUGGAUUAAAAUCUCAUCCUUAUUCAAUUACAAUUAAUGACUUCAAUAAAGACGGUCAAGUGGAUAUUGCAGUGGUCAAUCGUGGUACUAAAAGUCUUAGUACAUUUCUGGGAAAGGGAAAUGGAACGUUUGAAAGUCAAGCAAAUUAUAGCACUAGUUUCGAUUUUGUUCCAUUGGCUGUUGGUGUUGGUGAUUUCAAUAGUGAUGGACAUUCGGAAAUUGUUGUUGCAUAUGAUGAUACUGAUAAUUUGGAUGUGUUUGUUAUAUAUGACACCGGAGAUUUUUCUCCUCGAACGACAUAUUCAACUGAUCAUUGGCCAACCUCUAUAGCUUUUGGUGAUUUUAAUAACGAUACUCGACU
Messenger RNA from Rotaria sordida, 827 nucleotides. NCBI's taxonomy places the organism in Eukaryota, Metazoa, Rotifera, Eurotatoria, Philodinida, Philodinidae. The record is from the annotation of a GenBank genome assembly.